Leucoraja erinaceus (little skate) is the source of this 3116-nucleotide messenger RNA. It is a transcript of the gene tacc1, whose product is annotated as transforming, acidic coiled-coil containing protein 1. Gene Ontology annotation, biological process: cerebral cortex development; mitotic spindle organization; cell population proliferation. The record is from RefSeq and is a predicted model, not a curated record. NCBI's taxonomy places the organism in Eukaryota, Metazoa, Chordata, Chondrichthyes, Rajiformes, Rajidae. The transcript has 15 exons. Gene Ontology annotation, cellular component: cytoplasm. The coding region runs from base 343 to 2760 and encodes 805 amino acids.
CUCCCUCUCUCUCUGCCCACUCCCUCCCCUCUCUAUUUCUCUCUCUCUCUCUCUCUCUCAAUCUUUGUCCCUCUGUAUCUCUCCUCUCUGUCUCGCAAGUGAAUCUUAAGCCCUUGGACUUCCAGGGUUGUUGCUGUUGUUGCUUAAGGCAGUGUUUACGCACCAGAGGAGGGGAGGAGAGUGGAGAGGGCGGAGGAGGAGGAGAAGGGCGUGCGAUUGAGGCAGGAACUUGGCCGGGAGCCCCGUGCAAUGGGUGCAGGAGGGCCGCAGUGUUAGUGCCGCAGAGCCCAGCACCGUCUCAAUGUCACCGGCUGCCCGGCGGAGGCUGAGGAAAGUUGAAGGAUGGGAGGGUUUCAUUCACAGAGCCAGCCAAAGGGAGGAGCGAGACCCUCGCCACACAGACCCAGCAUGGCCGGGACGGGUGUCCGAUCGGCCGAACCCUCGGGACAGGCCGCCUGGGAGUGUCUGGGCGCUGGACGCUGUGGCGGGACCAAGAACCCGCGGCCUCCAGCCCUCGCCCGCACCAGCCUGGACCGGCACUGCUCCGUCUCGCCCUGUUGCUCAGCUGCUGGGGACAGCUCCUCAUUCAGCUCUGACUCCGACACCAAUUUCGAAACACCUGUCACCGAUACACCUGUGCCAGGAGCCCUGGACCUGAGUGAAAGUGAACUGAGCCCAAAGCAAACUGCUACUGGCUGGCGAACGGAGGACAAGCCGUUAUCGUUGGAGGCAGCGGACGUGUCGCGGUUGGAGUGCGGUGAGACCACGCUCGACGCGGCUGCUGAGGACACCGCGUGCACAGCAGACGAGGCUCCCGACCGGGGGAACUCGCCGAGGAUCGAGGUGCGAGCGGCCGAGACGCGGAGGGACGGGGACUCGCCUCGGUGUGCCAAUUCGGGCCCCGGUGAGCAGGGAGGAGGCAUGACGGUGCCGGCUGGCGAGGAGCAGGCGGCAGAAGGAGUGGAGGACCAGGGUCCGGGCGGUACUGGCGAGCGCACCAAGGCAGCCCCUCCCUCGCUGGAUCUAGGGGGGGCCGGAGAUGGCGAUGCAGCCACACCGAAACCGGCCUACGGCUUUGACCCGGACAACUUUGAUGGGGCGCGGAACCCUUUCACCUCAGGGGGCUGCCGGCUGCAAGACUCCCCCCCAGGAGGGGGUCCGGUGGCCGCGGGGACGGAGGGGGAGGCGGGAGCCAAGGGCCCGGCGCUGAAGCUGGAGUUUGACUUCUCGGAGGACAAGGAGAAUGCGGAGACGUGCCCGCCCGUGGUCAGGAAAGUGGGAAGGAAGCCCGGUGGCCGGACCGGCAAGAAGCAUCGAACCUCCAUCCCCAAACCCACCGCCCCCGUGGUCAAGGAACCCGUCUGCCCCAGCGCCAAUCUCGACGACGUUCCCAUUCCCAAACGGUCCUACAACUUGGAUUCCAGCCAGUGGGACGAUCCCAACUUCAACCCCUUUGGGGGCAACUCUGCCUUGCAGAGCUCCCCCACUGGAUCUUACGCAUUCCACCCCGAUCGGCUGGACGCCGUCGACCCUUUCAAGCCCUCAAAGAGCUUGCCCAACGAGGACAGCCCUCUGGAGAGGGGCACCGAGGUGACUGAGCGAGGGGAGCUGGAGGUCCCGGCUGAGGGAGAGGAGGACGGCGAGGUGGAGGCGAAGGGCAAACCUCGAGUGAUAACGACAAUUGAACAAAUGAAGUUCCUCUGUUUCCUGAUGAACGCCUGUCGGGUGAAGAAGUAUGAGAGCCAGUCGCUGGUGUUGGACGUUUGCUCACAGGAUGACGAGCCGCUGGAGGUGUCCUGUGGGGGGCACAUUGGCCAGAGGCAGGGCCACGCCACCGACGAGGAGAAGCUGGCUUCCACGACGGUCGUCCCAAAGCCCGGCGGUGCCGAGGGCAGGAGCGAGCAGGAGGACGACACAGAGUACUUCGAAUGCUCCAACCUCCCGGCCUGCCCGCUGAAGCCGGAGCUCGCUGCCCCCACUGAAGGUUUAAGUAAUUCAAAAGCACUGGACCACUUGGAACCACAUGCCAUAGCAGGACACAUGCCAGUGGCCGAGAUGAGCAGCAGUGAGAGCAUCCUGUCCUUCAAAACUCUCCUGAGUGAGAUGGAAGGUACCCUGGGCAACGAGCUGAUCAGCCUUCAGGCGGACAAGACGGAGGUGCUGAGCUUAAUCAGAGAAGAGAUUAUUGGGAAGGAGAUAGAAGUAAACGAGUGGAAACAAAAAUAUGAAGACAGUCGGCAAGAAGUCAUCGAAAUGAGGAAGAUUGUCUCAGAGUACGAGAACACCAUUGCCCAGAUGAUCGACGACGAACAGAAGAACAAAAUGGCCUCCCAGACGUCCAUGCAGCAGCUGAUGGCAGAGAAGGACCAAGCCCUGUCUGACCUCAACUCUGUCGAGAGAUCCUUAUCCGACCUCUUCAGGAGGUACGAGAACAUGAAAGGGGUCCUGGAAGGAUUCAAAAAGAAUGAAGAAGUAUUGAAGAAAUGUGCUCAGGAUUACUUGGCCAGGGUGAAACAGGAGGAGCAACGGUAUCAGGCCCUGAAGAUGCACGCUGAGGAAAAACUGGACAAGGCUAACGAGGAGAUCGCCCAGGUCCGCUCCAAGGCUCACGCUGAAGGAGCGGCCAUGCAGGCCACCCUCCGCAAGGAGCAGAUGAAGGUGGACUCCAUGGAGAGGACGAUUCAACAGAAGAACCAAGAGAUUGAAGAACUGACCAAGAUCUGCGACGAGCUGAUCUCCAAACUGGCAAGAAUGGACUGAGUUCUGUCCUCCCCGCCACUGGGCCCUGUGCACGAUGCAGCUUCCCCCCCCCCCCCCCCACCCAGGCCUUCCUUCCUCAAAGCAGGCGGCCUUACUUAGAUCCGGAACCCAUCAUCCACCCAUCUGUACCUUCAACCAGCAAUGGCCCAAACAGCCGGCGGAGCAGAUGGAGGCCGCUGGUUCAUCUUUGUAUCAUGGCCGCUGCACAAACACAACAGACAUUCGCCACUUUGUUCCCAAGGCAGUCGGUGCCUCAGCGUCCCCCAGGUGUAACCUGCUUCACCAGUGCCGUCUCUAAUCUUCAAGGUGUCAUUCACUACCUGUGCAGCACAGGGAUGAGCGUUGAAGGUCCCGUU